Messenger RNA from Argiope bruennichi, 1506 nucleotides. RefSeq names its product eukaryotic translation initiation factor 3 subunit E-B-like (gene eIF3e). The transcript has 13 exons. Gene Ontology annotation, biological process: translational initiation. The record is from RefSeq and is a predicted model, not a curated record. Gene Ontology annotation, molecular function: translation initiation factor activity. Gene Ontology annotation, cellular component: cytoplasm; eukaryotic translation initiation factor 3 complex; nucleus. The coding region runs from base 89 to 1435 and encodes 448 amino acids. Lineage: Eukaryota; Metazoa; Arthropoda; Arachnida; Araneae; Araneidae.
CUCUACGCCGCCAUUUCGGAAACUGAACACAUGGAUACGUAAAUAUCCUAAAUUAUUAUUGAAGCACAUCGUUUAUUGUGAGAGAAAUAUGGCGCAGUGGGAUUUAACUUCAAAGAUUGGAGCUUUUUUAGAUCGUCAUUUAGUUUUUCCUUUGUUAGAAUUUCUUCAUGUGAAGCAGGUUUAUGAUGAAAGGGAGCUCUUGCUCGGAAAGUUAGAGAUUGUCAAGAACACUCGGAUGAUAGAUUAUGCUAUUGACAUAUACAAACAACUUUAUCCCAGUGCACCUAUUCCUGAAGAACUUCAGGAGAAAAGAAGAAAAGUUGUAAAUGAAUUGAAAAUAUACCAGGAAGAAACUAACCAUAUUAGGCAAAUUUUUGAAUCUCAGCCUGUGGUUAAGCAGAUUGAAACUACUAGGGAUGGACGUAUGCUUUUGGAGUUCCUUGUUAGGAAUUAUCAGUUUAACAUUGAAUGGAUGGACUCUGUGUACAUCUUUGCUAAAAGCCAAUAUGAAUGCGGAAAUUAUUUAGCUGCUACUGAAUAUUUAUAUCUAUAUCGUUUAUUGGUUCCAUCUACUGAUAAAAAUUAUUUGAAUGGAAUGUGGGGUAAACUUGCUGCAGAAAUCUUGAUGCAAAGUUGGGAUACUGCUUUAGAUGAUUUCAAUCGCUUGAAAGAAUUCAUUGAUAGCAAUACAAAAGAGUUGAAUGAUAAUUUUCCUUUUGGGUCUCAGCUUGUCACUCUGCAACAACGGACAUGGCUUAUUCAUUGGAGUCUUUUUGUUUUCUAUAAUCACCCUAAGGGUCAAGAUCUUAUCAUUGAAACAUUCCUGUUCAGCCAACAGUAUUUAAAUGCUAUCCAGACAGUUUGUCCUCAUAUUUUGAGGUAUUUGACAACUGCGGUUAUUACGAACAAACAAAGACCAUCUGUCAUAAAAGAGCUAGUAAAGGUCAUUCAACAGGAAUCCUAUCAAUAUAGAGAUCCUAUUACUGAAUUUGUUGAAUGCUUGUAUGUCAAUUUUGAUUUUGAUGGUGCACAACAAAAAUUAAGAGAGUGUGAACAAGUUUUGGCAAAUGACUUUUUCCUUGUUUCUUGCUUGGAUUCUUUUAUUGAAAAUGCUCGUUUAGUGAUCUUUGAGACAUUUUGUUGUAUUCAUCAAUGUUUAUCAAUCAAAAUGUUGGCAGAAAAGCUGAAUAUGACACCUGAAGUUGCUGAAAAAUGGAUUGUCAAUUUGAUUCGAAAUGCUCGAUUGGAUGCCAAAAUUGAUUCCCAAUUAGGACAUGUUGUUAUGGGUACAAAGAAACUUUCACCUUACCAACAACUAAUUGAGAAGAUUAAAGUUAUUUCACUUAGAUCACAGCUGUUAACAACAAAUGUAGAGAAAAAAGCAUCUGCUAACCAUCCUGAGAGGAUUCCUUACUGGGGAGCGCCAGAUUUUUAGUAAAAUAUGUCAUGGACUUUUGUAUGAUACCAUAUGAAUAUAAUUAUAUUAAAAUGGAUUUUAUACCAUGA